CGACAGAUAGAAUACCGAAGGAAUCUCGCUUUGCAAGAAGAGCACGCAUAUCAUUUUCAGAAGAACUGGACUUGCACGCACCUCCGUUAUACGUUAGCUCGAGCUCAGAUUUCAGCGCGCACUCCAAGGGAACUUAAGUUGGAUGGUACACUGUACCGUGAAGAAUUUUACCUUUGCAACUCACUAGAGCUUCCUAGUUUCUUUCCAUGAACAACUCUGAGCUGGGCUUAGAAGUCAUCUUGGCGAUGGACCAACUGCUGGAGCUCUCGCCUUCCCAUGUGACCCCUAAAGCCCUUGAUGCCACAGCGAUGACUCCAUGGGAUGUAGCCCUAUGUGUAUCAGGUGCCCUGAUUUGCUGUGAAAAUGCAAUCAUAGUGGCCACCAUCUUCUCAUCAUCAUCUCUACGGGCACCCAUGUUCUUGCUAAUUGGAAGCUUGGCCUGGGCAGACUUCCUAGCAGGAGUAGGGCUCCUAUUGCACUUCUUGUCUCGCUGUUGUGUGUACUCAGAAGCUCUGGAGUUGGGGAGUGUGGGUCUGUUGGUGAGCGCGCUCAGUGCGUCUGUGUUCUCUCUGUUGGGUAUUACAUUGGACCGCUUUCUCUCUCUGCAUCGUGCACUGACUUACGGUUCCCGCCGUACACACACCCAAACACGCUGUGCACUGGCUGUUGGCUGGACUCUUGCUGGACUUCAAGGUGCUCUACCUGCCCUGGGCUGGAACUGCUUGAAUGAUGGAGAAUCUUGCAGUGUACUUCGACCUCUGACCCGGGUGCACCUGGCGACCCUGUGUGGUGGCUUUCUGCUGACCCUGGCUCUGAUGCUGCAACUGAAUGUCCAUAUCUGCCAAGUUGUACUCCGUCACUCACACCAAAUCUCCCUCCAGAGACACACACUCCCAUCUGCACGCACACACACGCAUCGUCGUGUACACACUCUUGCCCUCAUCCUUGCUACAUUUGCCAGCUGCUGGAUACCCUUUGCCUUGUAUGGGCUCCUGGGUGAUGGAUCGUCCCCAGCUCUGUAUACAUAUGCCACCCUGGUUCCAGUCACAGGGAACUCUCUGCUUAACCCUCUGAUCUAUGCCUACAGAAACACACACAUACAGAGAGUGCUGCGACAGGCCUGCUGCUGCUGUCUUCCAAACACACCCAACAAACACACACACACCCCCAGUGAUGUCUAAACAUAGUCUUCUUUAAGCUCAUUCAAGAGCAUAUGGUGCCAUACAAGAUAGUAUUAUGGUCAUAUCAUAUGGGAAUAUAUCACUGUGCCAGUUGCCAUAUCAUGGGUCUGACUGGUGUUAAGAAAGCCACUGUCAGCUUAUAGAUCUAUAAUCAAUCUCUUCUGCAACAUUAUAUUGUAUGUAUUUCUAAAAAGGAUUUAUGGAACUGUCUAUCUCUUUUUUACACUAGAUUGAGAACAGAGAAACCUUUUUCAUAUUGCAAAUCCUUUUAGCUACUUGCCAACUAAUGGGGGUAAAGCAGAGCAGAAACCCCUUUGUCCGAUGUACUUAUCUGAGAUUUGUGCCUCAUAAGUAUACGUCCUCUGAAAUUCAGA
Molecule: messenger RNA, 1555 nt
Organism: Xyrauchen texanus (razorback sucker)
Lineage: Eukaryota; Metazoa; Chordata; Actinopteri; Cypriniformes; Catostomidae
Product: G-protein coupled receptor 12-like
Exons: 2
Coding region: 207-1181 (324 amino acids)
Biological process (GO): G protein-coupled receptor signaling pathway
Cellular component (GO): membrane
Molecular function (GO): G protein-coupled receptor activity
Source: RefSeq, a predicted model, not a curated record